AUGAAGGGGCACAUCUUGCUGUUGGCCUUACUGGUCGCAGCAGUCUGCAUGACGGAGGCUAAGGUUCGUCGUCGCCACCGGCGGCUGCGGCCCACCACCACUACAGAGCCGUCGAUGUUGGCUCACGCUCGACUCUUCCCCGGCAGAGAGGACACGGAAGCAGAGCAUCUCGAACUGGGCAUGGCCGAGAGACUCGAUGAGAAGAAAUUCCAGGAGUCAGAGAGAGCCCGCAUCAAUGAACUCAUGAAUGAAAUCGCUGAGUCGGAUCAAAACGGGAAUGAAGUGUUCCUAGAUGAUCCGUGUCUGAAGGUGCACUGCAGCGCGGGCCGCGUGUGUGAGAUCAACGAGCACGGGGACGCGGUCUGUAACUGUAUCAAGGAGUGUCCCUACGAGACGGACUCACGGAGGAAGGUGUGCACCCACCACAACGAGACCUGGUCGUCGGACUGCGAGGUGUACCGCCAGCGGUGUCUGUGUCUGGACAACUCGGAGCUGUGCCGCGGCCCGGAGUACCACCACGUGCAGAUCGAGUACUACGGAGCGUGUCGGGAGAUGCCCGAGUGCACCGAGAGCGAGAUGUCGGACUUCCCGCGGCGCAUGCGCGACUGGCUGUUCAACAUCAUGAGGGACAUGGCGGAGAGGCGCGAGCUGUCCCCGCACUACCUGAGCAUGGAGCGCGAGGCGGAGAGCAACCUCACGCGCCGCUGGACCAACGCCGCCAUCUGGAAGUGGUGCGACCUGGACGCGCACGACAACGACCGCUUCGUGUCCGUGCACGAGCUGUUCCCCAUCCGCGCGCCGCUCAUGGCGCUCGAGCACUGCAUCGCGCCCUUCCUGGACCGCUGCGACGAGGACGACGACCACCGCAUCACGCUGGCCGAGUGGGGCAAGUGCCUGCAGCUCGACGAGUACGAGCUGGAGGACCGCUGCGACGAGCUCACCGAUGAAGUGUAA
This is a messenger RNA of Danaus chrysippus (African queen), 954 nucleotides long. Lineage: Eukaryota; Metazoa; Arthropoda; Insecta; Lepidoptera; Nymphalidae. The record is from the annotation of a GenBank genome assembly.